CGUGUCCAAGACGCAGCCAAACUAGAAAUUCGACGAAAGCAAAGCGCACUCAGCAGUCGCACUGCGCGCACAGUCCAAGCUCCAUAGCCCUAAUUUAGUGUUUGUCGACAAAACAGGUGUUUACAUUGUAUUCUUUAGUUAUAGUUUAGUUAUUAAUAGGAGGCACACGUAUCGCCACAUAUUCAAGCAUGAACAUACACGUUAAUGCCAAUACGCUUAAGUACAUAAGCCUGCUAACAUUAACUCUACAGAAUGCGAUCCUGGGCCUCAGCAUGCGCUAUGCUCGCACACGACCUGGCGAAAUCUUUCUCAGCUCUACAGCUGUGCUGAUGGCGGAGUUUGCCAAGCUCAUCACCUGCCUGGUGCUGGUAUUCAACGAGGAGGGCAAGGAUGCGCAGCGCUUUAUACGCUCACUGCACAGGACCAUCAUUGCCAAUCCGAUGGAUACGCUUAAGGUGUGCGUACCCUCGCUAGUCUACAUUGUGCAGAACAAUCUGCUGUAUGUGUCUGCUUCGCAUCUGGACGCGGCCACUUAUCAGGUCACCUACCAACUCAAGAUACUGACCACCGCAAUGUUUGCGGUUGUUAUCUUGCGCCGCAAACUGCUGACGACACAGUGGGGCGCACUCGUACUGCUUGUAAUGGGCAUUGUGAUGGUGCAACUGGCCCAAACGGAUGGUGGUGACAAGUCUGAGAGCUCUGAUGUAGCAGCAGCAGCAGCAGCCACAGCGGGAGAGGCAACCGAUGCAACGUUGCCAGUGCAAAAUCGCAUGCUUGGACUGUGGGCCGCAUUGGGUGCCUGCUUUCUAUCCGGCUUUGCGGGCAUCUACUUCGAGAAGAUACUGAAGGGCGCCGAGAUCUCUGUGUGGAUGCGCAACGUGCAGCUGAGCCUGCUCAGCAUACCCUUUGGGCUGCUCACAUGCUUCGUUAACGACGGCAGUCAUAUUUAUAAUAAUGGAUUUUUCUAUGGCUACGAUGGAUUCGUCUGCUAUUUGGUACUGCUGCAGGCAGGCGGCGGACUCAUUGUCGCUGUGGUCGUCAAGUACGCGGACAAUAUACUUAAAGGCUUUGCCACCUCACUGGCCAUCAUUAUCUCUUGCAUUGCAUCCAUUUAUAUAUUUAAUUUCAAUCUGACACUGCAGUUCAGCGCAGGCGCCGCGCUGGUCAUCGCUUCCAUAUUUAUGUACGGCUACGAUCCGGGACGGGCUGCCAAUGUGAAAUCUCAUGCGACAACUUCAGCUGAUGAGGAGAAGCUACUGCCGCGCGUGUAAGCCAGGCAAGCAAACAAAUUUGGCAUCAGUAUUCCAUUGUCGAUUAAUUUGUGGCCUAAUAGUUGCGCUCUGUGCCUUUGUAAUUGAUAAAGCAAUCCAAUCCGUUGCGUAUUCCUUUCAAGAGUUUUCACACAUGUUUGUAUGUUUUUUUUUAACUUAUAUUUAGUUAUUCUUUACCCAUCGAAAAAAAA
Drosophila busckii is the source of this 1462-nucleotide messenger RNA. RefSeq names its product UDP-N-acetylglucosamine transporter (gene Ugalt). Gene Ontology annotation, cellular component: Golgi membrane. The record is from RefSeq and is a predicted model, not a curated record. NCBI's taxonomy places the organism in Eukaryota, Metazoa, Arthropoda, Insecta, Diptera, Drosophilidae. Gene Ontology annotation, biological process: pyrimidine nucleotide-sugar transmembrane transport. Bases 189 to 1271 code for a protein of 360 amino acids. The transcript is spliced from 3 exons. Gene Ontology annotation, molecular function: UDP-galactose transmembrane transporter activity.